ACCCCGAACCGAACACAGAUAAAUUUCUAGGUGAUAUAAUAUAGAGACAGAGUGAAAGAGCGUGUGAUGAAUCUGUCGACAUUGGAUUGGAGGCAGUGUAACCAACCAGCCUAAGCAAACACAAUUGUAAAUUCGUACAAAGUCCUACUCCUCCCCCAUUUGGGGUUUCAUAUUUCCCUACUUCCAAAUCGUUAAUAAAUCAAUCUAAUCCCUUCCAAUAUUUAUUAUAUAUAUAUAUAUAUAUUUUUUUUUUCAUUAUUCAAACCCCCUUUCAAUUUCACUUGCAUUAAUUAUCGCAAACACUUAUACAUACGUAACAGGAGAUCAAAACCCACUUGUUAAUUUUAACCAAUCAUCAUACAUCAGAUCCUACAAGGGUUUUUAAGAAUAAAAGACCAGUGACAAUGUUUUCAAGAAUGUUUGGAAAGCCAAAGCAAGAAACUAAUGCUGUUGCUACCUUAGAUAAAUUAAAUGAGACACUUGAAAUGCUAGAGAAGAAAGAAAAAGUACUUCUUAAGAAAGCUUCUGCUGAGGUUGAGAAGGCAAAGGAGUUCACUAGAGCUAAAAAUAAAAGGGCGGCAAUCCAGUGUUUAAAGCGAAAAAGACUCUAUGAAGAACAAGUACAACAGCUUGGUAACUUUCAAUUGCGUAUUCAUGAUCAGAUGAUAAUGCUUGAAGGAGCAAAAGCUACCACAGAGACCGUGGAUGCCUUGAGAACCGGAGCUCAAGCAAUGAAGGCAAUGCAAAAGGCUGUGAAUAUUGAUGAUGUUGACAAGACAAUGGAUGAGAUAAAUGAGCAAACUGAGAACAUGAAACAAAUUCAGGAAGCACUGUCAACACCUAUCGGUCCAAUUGAUUUUGAUGAGGAUGAAUUGGAGGCUGAACUCGAAGAGUUAGAAGGAGCUGAGUUGGAGGAGCAGCUUCUACAGCCUGCGACUACUGCACCUGCAGCUCCAGUUCAGGUGCCUGGAAGAAUACCAAUGCGUCCAGCUUCACACCAGAACACACCCGAGGAAGAUGAACUUGCUGCACUGCAGGCAGAAAUGGCACUUUAAAGUUUCAACUCCCAGUUGGAAGAAAUUUGUAAAGAUCGGACACGUUCAGACAAUGGUGGUGCGUGUGCAUGUCAAUUCAUCCACAUCAAUGCAUAUUGUUUUUGUGAUAAAAUUAUCGACUCUUUUCUUAGGAGCAGAAAUGUAUAUCGUUUCUGUUUUUCAUGUGUUGGUGUGCCAUUGUGGAAAAUACCGGAUACAAUGUUAAUGUUGGUUAUUUCAGAGAUUUUUUUUUUUAAUUAAAUCAGUCUCGGAAUGUUUGGUACUAUCAUGAUUUAAGUUGUAAUACAAACAACUGUUUAGUAAAUUGUUUUAAGAGUUGCAAAAA
Erigeron canadensis is the source of this 1380-nucleotide messenger RNA. RefSeq names its product vacuolar protein sorting-associated protein 32 homolog 2-like. Gene Ontology annotation, biological process: late endosome to vacuole transport via multivesicular body sorting pathway; vesicle budding from membrane. Gene Ontology annotation, cellular component: cytoplasmic side of plasma membrane; multivesicular body; ESCRT III complex. Lineage: Eukaryota; Viridiplantae; Streptophyta; Magnoliopsida; Asterales; Asteraceae. The record is from RefSeq and is a predicted model, not a curated record. The transcript has 8 exons. Bases 405 to 1055 code for a protein of 216 amino acids.